AUGAAUCGUGACUGUAGGAGUUAGAAGCUCAGUAGGGGCACCUGAAGGCAUCACAAGUGCAGAUCAGUGUUGUGUGCGGUCUUCUCGCUGUGUUUGCUGCGUUUGCUGCUGGCUCCCCUCUGUCGUCCAUUAGAGCUCGGUUCCAUCCCCACUGUACGGCGCAGGCCCGAAGUAGCGCAGCCGCUCUGAGUCAUUGUAACGUGGAUCCAGCUGUGUAGACCAGGCGGCCAAUAAUGGACGAGCACGUUGUUCACCAGACAGAACACAUGACCACCAUCGAGGCCAGCGCCGUCAGCCAACAGGUCCAGCAGGUACAUGUGGCCACCUUUACCGAAGCGUCCAUGAUGAGCGCUGAGGAAGACUCAACAUCCUCACCAGAUGAUGAUCCUUAUGAUGAUACGGACAUCCUCAACUCAGCUGGCACUGAUGAGAUCACAGCUCACCUGGCUGCCGCAGGGCCAGUAGGCAUGGCAGCUGCUGCUGCCGUGGCAACUGGUAAGAAAAGAAAGAGGCCUCAUAUCUUUGAAUCCAACCCCUCCAUCCGCAAGAGGCAGCAGACGCGUCUGCUCAGGAAACUGCGAGCCACCCUGGAUGAGUACACCACUAGAGUGGGCCAACAGGCCAUAGUGCUGUGUAUCUCUCCUUCAAAACCCAACCCUGUGUUCAAGGUGUUUGGUGCUGCUCCUCUGGAGAAUGUGGUUAGGAAGUAUAAGGGCAUGAUAUUGGAGGAUCUGGAGAACGCUCUGGCUGAACAUGCCCCCGCUGGUGGAGAGUUAGCCUCAGAGCUGCCCCCCCUCACCAUCGAUGGCAUCCCUGUCUCUGUGGACAAGAUGACCCAGGCCCAGCUGCGAGCGUUCAUCCCAGAGAUGCUGAAGUACUCAACGGGCCGAGGGAAGCCUGGCUGGGGUAAGGAGAGCUGCAAGCCAGUGUGGUGGCCUGAGGAUAUCCCUUGGGCCAACGUACGCAGCGACGUCCGCACAGAGGAGCAGAAACAGAGGGUGUCUUGGACGCAGGCAUUGCGGACUAUCGUUAAGAACUGCUACAAGCAGCAUGGCCGUGAGGAUCUGUUGUAUGCUUUUGAAGACCAGAUAACCACGACAACCACCACCCAGCACCACCUGACCACUGCGCAAAGUAUCACUCAUCUCGUGCCAUCGCAAACUGUGGUACAGACCGUCAACAACCCUGAUGGAACAGUCUCGCUCAUCCAGGUUGGCACAGGACACACAGUUGCCACCCUGGCAGAUGCCUCAGAGCUGCCAGGUGUGACGGUGGCACAGGUCAACUACGCCACAGUGACUGACGGAGAGAUUGUCCCUUUCGAGGUGGAGCAGAACUGGGCCACCCUCCAGGGCGGCGAGAUGACAAUCCAAACCACUCAGGCCUCAGAGGCCACGCAGGCUGUAGCAUCCCUGGCAGAAGCCGCUGUUGCCGCAAGUCACGAAAUGCAGCCCGGAGCCACCGUCACAAUGGCUCUUAACAGUGAGGCAGCAGCCCAUGCUGUAGCGACGUUGGCGGAGGCUACUCUACAAGGCGGAGGGCAGAUUGUCCUGGCAGAGACAGCAGCUGCUGUUGGGGCACUGGCAGGGGUUCAAGAUGCCACAGGUCUGGUCCAGAUCCCAGUCAGCAUGUACCAGACUGUAGUGACCAGCCUCGCCCAUGGCAAUCGGCCCGUCCAGGUUGCCAUGGCACCUGUUGCCACACGCAUAGAUAACACUGUCACGCUUGACGGCCAAGCGGUGGAGGUUGUGACCCUGGAACAGUGACAAUUAAGACCCUGGAAGCAGUAGGAGGCACUGAAUGCCACCUUGGAGAUUUGAUUAUCCUACUGGCUUCCAAGACAUCACGCUGCGUACAAUGUCAAAUAUAUUUUUAAAUGUACAGCUGGAGGGGUAGCAAAAGUGAGUUAUCAAUGUGUUUACUAUGUAAAGAUAUUGCUUUUGUCGGUAUGAUUUUUCUCCAAUUUAGCUUCGUGUUUUUUUUGUUAGCUCUGUGAUGUUGAGUAUUUAGUAUUUAUUUCUUUACAAUUAAUCUUUACAUAAAACAAAGAUGAACCAAAAAGCCAAAGUGUGUAACUAUCACUGUUCUGGAUUUUCAUUAUCGUCUAUGUGCUUGACUGUUUUGUUUUUAGGAUGCAUUUACAAUUCAGUGCCAUAGUCAGAGAUCACUCCUCUGUUAUCCAUAUCCUUGAUCACUAUUCUAAAUGUCACUCUUUCCACCUCAACUCCCCUAAAGCUCUGGAACAGCAUCUGAGCUCCCAGACAUUUCUCACAUUAGAUGAGGAAAUAUUAUGUUGUUGUGUCCUUUUCCCUGUGCUGUUUUACGCACAAGCCAAGAUUUGUGAAGACUCAGGAUAUACAUCAAGAUGUUUUUUACUGCUGAGCUCCCUUCCUGAAGCAGCUAUUUUGUCUACAAAAUCCAUUUAUUUACAGUGCAUGGAUAGGGGCAUCCCUUGGUAUGUUAUUUUUUUUUUUUAACAUUAACUUGUAUCAUGUCAUAUUUGGACAAGAGCUGCAGUAUUUGUGAUGCAAAUAUCAUAAAGGCCUCUCUUUAAAUCUUGGAACAACCUAAAUUUGCUUGCCAAGAAUCGACUUAGUUUGAUGCAGCUUAACAGCUGGUUCAACUUUCACCACUAUUUAAAAAAUAAAGUCCAAUAAAAUGGCUGCUGUUCACCAUUCA
Perca flavescens (yellow perch) is the source of this 2679-nucleotide messenger RNA. RefSeq names its product nuclear respiratory factor 1 (gene nrf1). Gene Ontology annotation, biological process: regulation of transcription by RNA polymerase II. The record is from RefSeq and is a predicted model, not a curated record. The coding region runs from base 234 to 1766 and encodes 510 amino acids. NCBI's taxonomy places the organism in Eukaryota, Metazoa, Chordata, Actinopteri, Perciformes, Percidae. The transcript has 12 exons. Gene Ontology annotation, molecular function: DNA-binding transcription factor activity.